AUGGCCGCAAUCUUUGACGACGCUUUCGAUGCGCUCCUCGACCGCCUCGUCAAGGACUGGGAGAUCCCCGGUAUCUCCAUCGCCAUCGUCCCUCUAUCGACUUCACAGCCCGUCUUCAAGAGCUACGGCGUAGCAUAUGGCGAUGAGUCCAUCACUCCCAAGACCCGCUUCCCCAUUUGCUCCCUCACCAAGCCCUUCACCGCUCUCACCCUCCUUCGCCUACUAGACGCGCACAACAUCUUCCUCUCCGCCCCUAUCAGCGAUGUCAUCUCGGACUUUCACAUGCGGAACGAGGUGGACGGCGCAAAGGUGACGUUUGCGCACGCCCUCAGGCACGUUACGGGGGUGGAGACGGCGGAUGUGAUGUAUACCGACCCAGCCGCCAAGAGGGAUAUAAUUGAAUACCUCGCCAACCUGCCCUGUCCUCACGCCCCCGGCACCACCCCCUUCUAUUCCAACUACCUAUACGAUAUCAUGGCCCUCGCGAUCGAGAAGCUCAGCGGUCAGGCCUUUGCCGCUGUCCUUCCAGUGACGAUCUUUGAGCCGCUAGGGAUGAAGGAUACCAGCUUUGUAGGCGUGGGAGGGGAGGAUGUGGCGAUGGGGCUGAUUCCGAGAUUGGCGAACGGGGCAUUGGAGCCGGGGAAGGGGAUCGCAACUGGCACCAGCCCAAAGACGGGCAUGCAGUCAAUCGGUACGAGGUGCCAGGGAUCGUACAGCCUCAUAAGCUCCGCAGAGGAUAUGGCCAAAUGGGUCGCUUCCCUCUCCCGCAACCCUUACUUCCCCACCGCCUCUUCCGGCGAGGUUGACGUCCCUCCCUCCUGGCGCUUCUUCCAAGCUCUGCUCGAUGAGCCACUCAAGAUCGGUAUGGGCCUCUAUCACGGCUCGCACGCCGGCGUGGACUUUAUCGAGGGAUGUGGCGCUACUGCUGGGUAUCGGCACAACAUGGCUUUGAUCCCAGAGAUGGGACUGGGUCUGGUGGUCUUGACAAGCUCAAAGGAGGGAAACGAGCUCAGCGCGGCAAUCAAGCUAUGGGCGAUCAGGCGGUAUCUGGGCUUGGAGACGGACUCGGUCCUCGAAGCUGCCACCGCCGAGCGGGCCAAACGUCAUCUUCAAGAAUGCGCCGCGCAGCCCGCUGUAUCUAGCACUGAUCCAACUCGCCCUCAUCCCAUCGGAACGUAUCUCGGUCCAGCCCUCGGAACAUGGUACCUCACUCCCUCCACCUUUGUCGACGAGCGCCCGGAAUGCGUCAACAUCCCAUAUCUCCCCUGGCUGUACGGCGACUGCGUUCCCCUCUUGGCGUCUGUUGGAGAGGGCAAAUACGAGGGCUGUAUGAGAUGGACGGACUGGGCGGAUGGGAAGGUAUACUAUGGGUGUCCCUUCGCCGCAAGGGAGAAGGAGGGCAAGGGGGAGAUAUGGAUCACAGGGUUUGAGUGGGGAGUAAGCGGGGAGAUGUGCGUCCUGCGCCGGGUCUGA
Dioszegia hungarica is the source of this 1473-nucleotide messenger RNA. Its product is annotated as beta-lactamase/transpeptidase-like protein. The transcript is spliced from 5 exons. The record is from RefSeq and is a predicted model, not a curated record. The coding region runs from base 1 to 1473 and encodes 490 amino acids. NCBI's taxonomy places the organism in Eukaryota, Fungi, Basidiomycota, Tremellomycetes, Tremellales, Bulleribasidiaceae.